AUGGUUAAAAAGCCCACCAGAGGAGAAAAUAUUUUGGACGUUUUUAUGACCAAUACUCCUUAUCUGUGGGAGAAGGUCAAGUGCCACAACAUGGUUAUUGCAUGUCCACGAACAUCUGCUGAGGCUAAACGUAGCACCAUACAGUUUAGAGAUGUCAGAGAACAUAGGAAAUUUCAUAUAGCUUAUAUGCUUGAAGUUAUUAUUGACAAGAGGUCUUUUCUGUUAUUGAUUGUGAAUUGAAAUGUGACGAGCUACCUAAUACCCUUUGGACCAUGUUUUAGGAGUGUUUCCCGCUGAUUUCUGUUCGUACAUCCUCUAGGGAUCCUCCUUUCAUUUCGCCAUUGGUUAAACAUCUUUUGAAAUUUAGGAAUAGGCCGCAAAAGAGAUCCAAACUGCUCCCUGUUGGCCUUGAGAACAGAAUUAACCAUCUUAUUGGGGAAAAUCAACGACAAGCUGUCAAGCAGGAAUCUUGCAUGUCUGGCAGGGCUCGCGUGCUUGGUGGUCCACUGUCAAUACCAUCACUGGAAGAGAUACUCAGCCCCAGUUGA
Molecule: messenger RNA, 548 nt
Organism: Porites lobata
Lineage: Eukaryota; Metazoa; Cnidaria; Anthozoa; Scleractinia; Poritidae
Source: the annotation of a GenBank genome assembly